Molecule: messenger RNA, 3112 nt
Organism: Thlaspi arvense
Lineage: Eukaryota; Viridiplantae; Streptophyta; Magnoliopsida; Brassicales; Brassicaceae
Source: the annotation of a GenBank genome assembly
AAAAACAAAACGUAAGAAGGAGCUUCCCUUUUCUUUUAGCGAAUCCCAUUUUUCUGUUUUUUUCCAUUCUCUCUUCUUCUGCUGCACAAACUCCAUCAUCCAUUUUUCUCAUUUCCAAACUAAUAAAUAAAAAAACAGUAAUAAUUAUUAUUGGACGAAAAUCAAAAAAAAAAAGAGAGGAAAAAGAGGGCCUCUCGCUUCUCUUAUUAAAGCUCUCCUCUCCAAUCUUUAGAUUUCAAUCUCUUUUUUUUACUCUUCUGCGUUUUUCUUAAAUUUCGGAAUCCAGGAUCGUGGGUCGAUCGGUUCACAGAAUCCGAUCAAGACCCAGCUGUUCUUAUUCAUAUACACAUCCUAUUUCUUCGCAUAAGAAUGGAAAUGGAAUCAUGUAAGCUGUUCAUCGGUGGGAUUUCGUGGGAGACCAGCGAAGAUUGUCUUCGCGAGUAUUUUCAGAGUUUCGGCGAGGUUCUAGAGGCGGUGAUCAUGAAGGAUCGAGCCACUGGUCGUGCUCGUGGCUUUGGCUUCGUUGUCUUCGCUGACCCCAAUGUUGCUGAGAGAGUCGUUUUGCUCAGACAUAUUAUUGAUGGUAAAAUUGUUGAGGCGAAGAAGGCAGUUCCAAGAGACGAUCACGCAGUAUUCAACAAAAGUAACAGCAGCCCCCUCCAGGGAUCACCUGGCCCAGCACGUAGCAAAAAGAUCUUUGUGGGAGGUUUGGCUUCAUCGGUGUCAGAGGCUGAGUUCAAGAAGUACUUUGCUCAGUUUGGGAUGAUCACGGAUGUUGUGGUGAUGUAUGACCACAGGACCCAGCGACCGAGGGGCUUUGGGUUCAUUUCUUACGACUCAGAGGACGCUGUAGACAGAGUGCUGCAGAGGACAUUCCACGAACUCAACGGUAAGAUGGUGGAGGUCAAACUGGCUGUUCCUAAGGAAAUGGCUCUGAACCCAAUCCGGAACCAGAUGAAUGUAAAUAGCUUUGGCAGUAGUAGAAUCAGUGCAUUGCUGAUGAACGAGUACACCCAAGGAUUCAGCCCGAGUCCAAUCUCCAGUUAUGGAGUAAAGCCCGAAGUUAGGUACAGUCCAGCAGUAGGUAACAGGGGCGGGUUCUCACCGUUUGGACAUGGAUAUGGAAUCGAGCUGAAUUUUGAGCCAGACCAGACUCAGAACUAUGGAUCUGGUUCCAGUGGAGGAGGCUUUGGACGUCCCUUUAGCCCAGGAUAUGCUGGUAGCCUUAGCAGGUACGGUAGCCAGAUUGAGUCGGGAGGAGCUAGUGUCGGGAACGGCUCUGUGCUGAAUACAGCAACAAAGAACCAGUUAUGGGGAAAUGGUGGUCUAGGUUACAUGUCGAACUCUCCGAUAUCUAGAAGCAGCUUCAGUGGAAACUCUGGAAUGUCUUCACUAGGCAGCAUCGGAGACAACUGGGGAGCAGCUGCACGUGCACGUAAUAGCUACCGCAGUGAGGGAGGAGGCGUAGGAUUAGAAGCAAUGAGAGGUGGUCCUAUUGGUGGUUACAGCAGCGGCUCAAGCAGCUUGGAGACAGACUCUCUGUACAGUGACUCGGCGUGGCUUUCGCUGCCUGCAAAGGCGGAGGAAAGAUUGGGAAUGGGAGCAUUUGACUUCAUGUCUAGAGGACCAGCUGGAUACAUCAACAGGCAACCAAACGGAGGAAUUGCAGCUUAGAGAAGUGGGAAAAUCCAUUCCAUGGAGAUCAGAUGAUGAUUUGGCUAUUUGCAGAAGAGUUUUUAGAAGAGGAAAAAGUUAUAACAUUAUUUGUUUUAAAAAAAAAGCUUUAAAGCUUUUCUUUUACUUUCUUACUAUUUUGAUUGUUGUUAUAGUUUAUCUUUUACACCCUUUUUCUAAUUUGGGGUUUUGUUUCUUUUUUAUCUUAAAAGAAGAACCAAAAGAAAGAUGUAAAACCAAAUGAUAUAAAGAGACAAAGAAACAAUGAAGUGUAAUACGUUCUUGUCUUUCUCCCCUUUCCUAUAUAAAUCCAAGAUAUUGACAUAUUCAAACAUGAAUACGAAUUUAAAAAAAAAGAGAGGAUCGCAUUGCCUAGAAUGUAGGCAAUGUAGUGUGAAGGCGACAUGUGGCAAACAUGUGGAUGAUGAUAAGCCAAGAGGACAAAGAGCAAUCCAUCAUCAAUAAUCCAUCAUCCAUCACAAUAAUAUCCAUUUAUGUGAAGUGGACCAAAAGAGAGAGAAGCGAGUGUUACAGUCCUCAAAAUAGAGACGAAACAUCCUAAUCCCUCAACUCUCUGAGAGCUUCAAGACUUCACUGGAAUCGCCUCCAUUGUCCCCACACUCCUCUAUAAGGUUUACCAAUCCCCCACGAGACAGACUCUCUCAAAGCAACACACAAAGAUGCGUUUGCUAGUAGCUGAAGUAGCAGCUUCACCAUUUUCUUCUGACACAGCAUGUAACUCCCAUAGUUGCAUAUGGAAGCCUUACUCCAACUCUACUGACUUCCAAGCAAGCGCAUCCGUUCUUGUCAUCCUUCUCUUCUCUGCCCUCAUCUGUGCCCUCUCUCUCUACGCUGCGAUCCGUUGCUUUCUCCGGCCAGCUCACGGCGCUGAUGACGACGACGGCCACAAGCCUGAUCCCGAGGCGGAUGUUUCAUCCACCAUACCAACUCCUACGCUUGUCUACUCCUCCGACCUUGAGCUUGCAGGUGCUGAAGCAGAGUGCGCCAUUUGCUUGUCUGAAUUCGAACAAGGUGAGAGUAUCCAAGUGCUGGAGAAAUGUCAUCAUGGGUUCCAUGUCAAGUGCAUCCACAAGUGGCUCUCUUCCCGCUCCUCCUGUCCUACUUGCCGGACUUCUAUCUUCUCACAGCAAACCUUAGACUCAACGGAAACUCCUUCAGGCCAGAUCAAUGCUUAGCUUUCCUCGAUUCUUCUCCCACUUCCUCAUCUUCUUUCCAAAACUUAGACUUUUUGUGCUUUUUCGUUAAUUCCAAAGUUUAGACUUGUAUCAUGUUUUGCUUGAGAUUACCCAGUUUCUGUUCUACUUUGAUCACGAUUUAGAAUCUGCAUCCAUCAUCCUUGAUCAAUAACAUCUGCACCAAACUCUACAGCGACUCAGAAAACCUAACUUCCCCAAAUCAAAAGCAGUUUCAAUUUCUU